GGCAAAGCCGGACCACAAGACCACCAGGUGGAGAUUCUGACCUCCACCAAUGACCAGCAUCAUCAUCUCCUCAGCUGCCACCAUGUCCCCACGAAAGCGCCCCCUGGUGCCCGUGAGCAGCCGGCGCAAAGCGGCCGACGACUACUUCCCUUUCAACUUCCUGCCGGUGGAGUGCCAGCUGCACGUCCUGUCCUUCCUGAACGAGGUGGACAAGUGCAGCUGCGCUCUGGUCUGCCUGAGCUGGAGCUGCCUGGUCCGCUCCUGGAAGCUGUGGAGGGUAGCGGACUACUCCCGCCGCGGGGUCUUCCACCUGGGUCAGGAGGGGCUGCUGGUUUCCAACCGCGAGUUCGAGAGGUGGAAAGCUUGGGUGCACCAUUACACCCACCACCUCAUCUCCCGCCGGGCCAGCCUGCUCACGCUGAAGGCCAGCUUCGACCUCGGGGAUCGCUUCAACAAGUGGAGCGAGCUGCUGAGCCACCUGCUGAACACUGUCCACUGCAGAGACCUCAGCCACCUGGAUCUGAACUGGACCUUCACUCUGCUGGAGCCGCUGGACCUCAAGGUCCACUCCAGCUCCAGCUCCCACCAGGACAGCAUCACCAAGAUGGACCAGGUGACCAGUUUCCAGGAGCUGCUCACCGAGCUCACUCAGAGCUGCCCACGCAUCGCCAAGAUGCGGAUCCACUUCGACUGGUCGGACGUGUCCGUGUCGCUGCUCACCCAGUUCCAGCAGCUGCGAGUCCUGGAGCUCAAAUACUUCUGGGUGUUCAAAGGAGUGACUCCCUCCACGCUGCAGACCUUGACCAACUCCCUGCCCAACCUGAAGUCUCUGACGCUACACAUCCUGGUGCCGCUGAGGAAUCUGGGCAUCUCGUACACUCUGGAGUCUCCGUCUCUGGAGUUCCUGGACGUGUCUCCCAGCCGAGGCUUAGUCUUCUCCUGCCUGAAGCUGCCCGUCCUGCGAGAGCUUCGUGCCAAGAAGAUCGUCCGUGGUAUCACGCUGGACCGGAGGACCCGGCUGAGGAUUCAGCACCGCUGGCCGUGCCUGUACCACGUCCUCCGGGAGGGGACGCCGAAGCUCCAGGCCCUGAACAAUGAGAGGCUGCUUCCCACGUGGAGAGAGGAGAGCUACGGGGAGCUGUCGGCCAUCCUGGAACAGUCCUGCUACUGCGUUCAGCAUCUAGACAGCUGGCUGUGGUAGUGACCUGCACGAGCUGGCAGAUUCCAGAAGAAAGCAAUAUACGAUUCUCACACGUCGUUUUUAUUUCUGUCUGAAGGAACUGAACAUGGGCUCAGAGGAACACAUUCAUGCACAUGUGGCUGCAGAUAGAACUCAGACUUGAAUUAUAAUCAAACGACUGCAAGUUGUUUCCAAAACAAAGAGCUGCUGCUACUUUGGAAACACUUUUAUUAAACAUUGACAAGACGAUGAUGAGCAGCAUCUCUCUUAUUUUAACUCUGUUGGUCGAGUAUUUCCAAAAAAAGCAAAGGUGCUUCGUGCUGAUUUCACCGGCUCGUGUUGGUCUGGAUUCAUUUUCACUGCUGGAAAAGUGACAUCGAUGACCUCUUGACCUGACGUGUGCAUGGCCCGUGUAUCAUCAAAAGACUGCUGGCUUCUCCAUGUUGUGGAUAAAUGCCUUUACACUAAAGCUGCUUUCAGACUCUGCAAAAUAUUCCAACAUUUGUCUUUCCCAUGUGAAGCAGCAGCAGCAGGUUGUCGGGUCCGACUCGUUCACAACAACAGGAACAUGUGGGAGCAUUCAGGCGAGGGGCGGAGCCUGUAGAGCAGCAGGAGGCCGGACAUGACGCAUAAACUCUGCUGUGGAAAGAUCAGUGUUGUUGUUUACAGCUCCUCCACAUCGGCAUCAGCCUCAUCACCAAAAGAUCUGGAAUCUCCGGACAUAUUUGUGUUAUUUCAGUUUCACGUCCGUCAUCUACUCGGCCCACUGUUCCUUCUCUGGACAUUUUCCUGAGGUGUUCUCAGAUUCACUCCAGAAAAGUUCCAGAUCAACAGACUCAGACUCUUGGGUUCUCUCAUUACAGCUCUGAAAGAAGCUUGAGUGGAAACUGACAGUGCUCUGGGGCUGAGGGACUGUUCGACUCUUUAGAGUAAAGGCAAAAUAUUUAAAGAUUUUUAUUUUAUUUUAUUUUAAAUCAGUGUUCAGUCAAACUUGUCAUGUCAGGAAUUAAAUCACUUCAAGUUUCUUGAGAAGAAGCUCAGUGCGUCAGGAAUAAAGUCCUGAAUCAUUUCAAGAAAAUUUCAUAACAGUUGGGGAAUUAAAAUAUCACAACUUUAUA
Limanda limanda (common dab) is the source of this 2298-nucleotide messenger RNA. RefSeq lists its product as uncharacterized. Gene Ontology annotation, molecular function: protein binding. The record is from RefSeq and is a predicted model, not a curated record. Lineage: Eukaryota; Metazoa; Chordata; Actinopteri; Pleuronectiformes; Pleuronectidae. Gene Ontology annotation, cellular component: SCF ubiquitin ligase complex. Gene Ontology annotation, biological process: protein polyubiquitination; SCF-dependent proteasomal ubiquitin-dependent protein catabolic process. The transcript is spliced from 2 exons. Bases 50 to 1201 code for a protein of 383 amino acids.